AUGACCGGCCAACUCACCUGGCUCGUGACCGGCUGCUCGUCUGGCCUGGGCGAAGCGCUCGCCCACGCCAUUCUCGCCAAGUCAUCGCCACCGCUCGCGCAAAAAGGCGCCAGCGGCGUUGAGCGCCUGGCGUCGCUAAAGGAAGCCGGCGCGGCAGUGCUCGAGCUCGACGUCACCGAACCGCAGGAGGUGCUGAAUCAGAAGGCAAAAGAGGCAUGGAAUAUCUACGGGCAUGUGGACGUGCUGGUCAACAACGCGGGGUACAUUAAUGCUGGGACUGUGGAGGAGAUCGACGAGCAAUUCCUCACCAACGCCCUGCGUAACAACAUCUUUGGCCCGCUGAACCUCACUCGCGCAUUCCUCCCGCUCAUGCGUGCCCGCCAGACCGGCACGCUGCUCUUCAUGUCGUCUGUGGGCGCCUACUACGGUGCCCCCGGCGCCGCCAGCUACUCAGGCUCCAAGGGCCCGCUGGAGGGCUUGAUCCCGAACCUCGCGCUCGAAGUCGCGCCCCUUGGCCUGCGCACCUGCCUGCUGACGCCGGGAUACUUCCGCACCAAGGUCAUGACUCCCGGCAACAUCCUGUACCGCGCGCCGCACCCGCUGCCCGAGUACGCCGAGAUGAACAAGCGCAUCCAGGCGGGCUGCAAUGCCGCGGACGGCAACCAGCCGGGCGAUCCCAAGAAGGCCGCGGCGCUGAUUGUCGAGGCCGUCCGCGGCGAAGGCCGGUGUGAGGGCAAGACCCUGCCCCUGGGGCCGGACGGCUUCCGCGCGGUGCGGAACAACUGCCAGGAGAAGCUGAAGAUCUGCGACGAGUGGGAGGAGAUUAUGUCGCAGACAAAUCUGGAGUGA
This is a messenger RNA of Rasamsonia emersonii CBS 393.64, 849 nucleotides long. RefSeq names its product Hydroxybutyrate dehydrogenase. The record is from RefSeq and is a predicted model, not a curated record. The transcript is spliced from 3 exons. Lineage: Eukaryota; Fungi; Ascomycota; Eurotiomycetes; Eurotiales; Trichocomaceae. Bases 1 to 849 code for a protein of 282 amino acids.